CGCAACAGGUUAAACUCCACCCCUCAGGUGUGUGCUCUUCCUCGGGUGCCAUGAAUCAUUUUCUUCCCGAAACCUAAAGCGAAAUUUUGCGGACAAAUCGUUGGAAUCCAUGCCUCCCUCCAGUAAAUGCCCCUGAAUGGACAUUUUUGGCCCACACAGCAGAAUCUGAGGGAGUACCGGUGCUUUUUUCACACAUGGAUCGGAUAUGGCUUCUUGUUUUCCUGGGAGGAUUGUUGCUACCAGGGGCGCAACAUGUCUGGGGGAUGGAAAUUUCCACCACAAAGGAGGUGGAAGCGGUCAACGGAACCAGUGUAAAACUGACGUGCACCUUCACCUCUACUCACCCCGUGUCGCCUCAGACGGUUAUUGUAUCAUGGAACUUCCAGCCGGUUAAUUCCAAAAAUACUCACCGUGUGUUUUACUACCAGGAGGAUCCACAUCCUCCCCCUGAGGGGAUCUUUAAAGGGCAUGUAGAGUGGUCAGGAGACAUAAUGAGAAAAGACGCCUCCAUCACCUUGCUUGAUGUGCAGCCCAUCUUUAAUGGGACCUACAGCUGUCGGGUGACCAACAAUCCCGAUGUCCACGGCGAAAUUGGAAAAACCGACCUUAGAGUCGUCAACAAAACAUCCCUGUCUGAGCUCAGCAUCCUGGGGGCCAUUGUUGGAGGUUCCUGUGCCUUCGUCCUUAUCCUCCUCGGUAUCUAUGUGGCUUGGAAGAUGUACAGGAAGCAACAAAGGGAAAGGGACAUUGAGAUGCACCUAGACGAGCGAUCGGAGAAGGACCCAACUGUGUGUUCACCUGCAGAGGCAGUUCAUCUGACAGCCCAGAAACAGGAAAAAGAAGUCGGUAGUUCAGACGAUGAGGAGUCUGAGGAGAGCAGUGGGGAUGGUGAGGAGGAGGGAAGUAAUGAGGAGGAAGAUGACGAUGACGACGACGACGAGGAGGAGGAUGAUGAUGAUUAGUUAAACUUUUAUUUUAGCAGAAGAAAUUGAAAUAUUUGUGUUGCACAGUUCAAAUUUAAAUGCACAGACGUUUGUUCAACUGUCUGUUGGUUGAUAAACACAACAUUUAACUCCCAUAACCAUUUAAAAGAGUAAGGCAGAAUCAGAGACGCUGUCUUCUUGAUCCAUUUACAAAAUCUUUCUUUUAAAAACAUUUGCUUCGGUGGAACUAAACCGGAGUUUUGCUCAGCUUUACUUUAGCAGCACAGUGGCACCAGCCUCCAGAGACAAGAUGUAGGAUGAGAUAAAAACUUUGAAGUUACAUCUUUUGACUACAUUCCCCUGGUGUUCUUUCAGAUCUUUCAGAUUACCAAACCUAUCCGACCAAAUGAACACCGCAAAUGGCCUUUUGAAACAUUUCACUAUAAAGAUGGACCGAGAAAUUGGCCAGCUUGAUCAAGGCGGGAAACUCGAUUCAGCAGAUCUUCUUCCUUUCAGUGAAUGCACUACCAGGUCACUCGAACAACCAGACUCUUCGAAAGGCGUUUAAGGGGAACUGUAGGGUCAACAGAGUCGUGCUUUGUUCAGGCUGAUCGUUUUUAAACGGGGAGUGAAACCUUUGACAGAAAACAGGGAUGUGGCUUACAAGAAGGGUAGCUCUUUUAUCCAUUUGAGCUUCCCAGCCUCUUCCUGUCAUGGAAAAGGAUGGAUUCAGAAAUAUUAGCUGCCUUGUGGAAAUGCCAGGAGGUGCGGAUCUAUAUUUUUAAUGGUGAAACACAUUGACUUAUUUUAAGCUUUGAAAGGUGCGUUUCUGAAACUUCUUUGCGAGCAGCACAACUCUGUCCUUUUUUUUCUUUUCGAAUAUACACUAAUGCUCCAUAACAUUCUAAAAUACAGUUUUAAAUGUAUUUUAUUUCUGUUUUAAGUUGUUUGAGAUGUGUAUCGUUUCUUCUGUAGUGCAUAAGAACAGUGUCACAAAGUUGUUUGUGCUAAUUUAACUAGAUUUCCACAUAUUGUGUAAAAAUGUGUUGCCCGAAUCAGAAUUCUGCUGGAUUUUAAUGCAGUAUGAAUGUAUUUUUAUAGAUUUUUUUUUUAUAGACAUUUCCUUUUUAAUUUGUCUCAAUGCUAACACUGUGCAGAUAAUAUUAUCUGUUUCUGCUCCAUCUCCGGUGCUGUAACAUACAUUUCUUCUCUUUGAAUGAGUAGAUGAGUCAUUAGAGGUUUCCAGUAAAAAUGUAUUUGGCUUGUUUUGAUAUUUAGAUGAAAGCAACAUGAUCUCUUGCCUUUUUUUUUUUUUUCACAGGUGAAUGACAUUUUAUGUUUGUCACACCUGUGAAAUUGCACAGGGGAUUUAUACAUGUAUUUUUUGUAUGUGUUGUAAACAAAGUGAACUUUAUUAUUUUUUUAAAAAAGAAAGUCGGGAAAUGUCCAUUAUAUUUUUUGCUGCUUUUAAUUAAAGAGAUACCAUUUUGAAACCA
Molecule: messenger RNA, 2419 nt
Organism: Fundulus heteroclitus (mummichog)
Lineage: Eukaryota; Metazoa; Chordata; Actinopteri; Cyprinodontiformes; Fundulidae
Gene: mpzl2b
Product: myelin protein zero-like 2b
Exons: 5
Coding region: 195-962 (255 amino acids)
Biological process (GO): cell-cell adhesion
Cellular component (GO): membrane
Source: RefSeq, a predicted model, not a curated record